Canariomyces notabilis is the source of this 1895-nucleotide messenger RNA. RefSeq names its product WD40 repeat-like protein. The transcript is spliced from 5 exons. Gene Ontology annotation, biological process: nucleophagy; protein localization to phagophore assembly site; autophagy of mitochondrion. Lineage: Eukaryota; Fungi; Ascomycota; Sordariomycetes; Sordariales; Chaetomiaceae. Bases 499 to 1662 code for a protein of 387 amino acids. Gene Ontology annotation, molecular function: phosphatidylinositol-3-phosphate binding; phosphatidylinositol-3,5-bisphosphate binding; protein binding. Gene Ontology annotation, cellular component: cytosol; phagophore assembly site membrane; extrinsic component of membrane. The record is from RefSeq and is a predicted model, not a curated record.
CAGCAAACGCCAUAACAUUGCCGAGCGUUCGACGGCGAUAUCCUUACUUAGCCUGGGAUCACAGACAGACAACAAAGCAUUGGGUUUUGGCUCUAUUGUGAGCUGUGAGCACGGUUCCAGAUUUGUCUUUAGGGCUUCCUGGGUAUAUUUAAACUGUUCAGCAGCCGGACCCAAAGAACUCCCCAAGCUCGACUACUCGCCCAUUAGAUAAGGUACCGGCUCAGUACUAUACAUUUAAAGUGCAAGUAAACGGCCGCUGAGAUUCCACGAUAUCGAACGCCCAGUCAACGGCGACCACACAACAUGAACCCAUAAUAUCACUCACUUCUUACUCUAUAUUACCAAGACGAUCGGCAUCGUACGAAGUACCUGCUUCUGAAUUCUUCAGCAUCCCCGGUCGGGUCCAGGCCCGCAGGCAGGCACCUCAGCCUUGGUCUUUGGGCUUUCGCCGCCCCCGUUGGUUCAUUUAUCACUUGGGACCUCGACAAGGCGUUCAAGAUGAACACUAGAACCCCUCUCGAGUCUCCCAAUGCGACCGUGGUUCUUUCUAUUUCGUUCAACGAUGACUGUAGCUGCUUUGCUGUAGGGUUGAGCACAGGGUUCCGCAUCUUCGAUUCGGAAACAUGCACCCUGCGGGCAGCACGCGACUUCAACGCGGGAGUAGGCUUGGUCCGGAUGAUGGGCAAGACAAACUACGUUGGCCUCGUAGGUGGGGGCAAGCAGCCCAAAUUCGCCGCAAACAAGCUAAUCAUCUGGGACGAGGCCAAGAGCAAGUCGGCCCUUGAUAUCAGCGCCUUGACGCCGGUACGCGGUGUCCAAUUAUCAAAGGAACGCAUCGUGGUCGUGCUGCAGAACAGCGUGCGCGUCUACAAAUUCGCCAAGCCUCCGAGCCUCUUGUCGGCUUACGAAACGGCCAACAAUCCGUGGGGUUUGUGUUGUCUGUCCUCGAAGAGGAUUGCCUUUCCGGGCAGAACAGCCGGACAUGUGCAGCUCGUCGAGAUCGCGACAAGUAACGUUAGCAUCAUCCCCGCACAUUCUUCGGCCGUGAAGGCGAUACAGCUCAGCCCGGAUGGUGAACUGCUGGCCACCGCGAGCGAGACGGGGACACUGAUCCGUGUAUUUUCAACAAGCAAUUGCGCCCGGGUGGCGGAACUCAGGAGAGGGAUCGACCCGGCAACCAUAUUCUCCCUGGCAUUCAACCCCUCCGGGACCAUGCUCGCAUGCACGUCGGAUAAGUCUACUCUGCACAUAUUCGACAUCCCGCAUCCCAAGAGGCCAGCCCGUCCGUUCCAGAGCGGCAGCAGAAGUCAAGCCGGUGGUGCAGCCGGCAGCGGUGGAGGUUCGUCAGAAGGGAGUGCUGGACGGGGCAAGUGGGGCUUCCUGUCCAAGAUCCCGAUGAUGCCGCGAGUCUUCUCGGAUGUAUACUCGUUCACCUCGGCUCCUUUUGACGCCGAUGACGAGAGUCCACCAGGCCAACUUCCCAUGUCGGAGAGCACGACGCUGGGCACGUCGAGGCCGCCAAAGGGUGUGAUUGGCUGGUUGGACGAGAAUACCCUAGUGGUUAUUGGAGCGGGCAAGAAUGCUCGGUGGGAGAAGUUUGUCGUCCGGGAGGGCCCGGAUGGGCGGCGACUUUUUAGGGAGGGCUGGAAGCGGUAUGCGUAGGAUAUGAGCGUCGAAAGUUCAGGGCGUUUACUAGGAAAUGGUACGGUUGGGGGAUCUCUUUGCUGAGUCAGGCGCCAGGAUGAACUUGAGUUUGUGGCCGGGCAGAGGCUGGGUUUGUAGUCAACAUUAGCGGCUGGCUUUACUUUUCUUUCGGGAGCUAUCUGGGGGUUAUGUGGGUAUCAAUGUAGUGUUACAAUCUAGCGACCUCGCAAUGGGUUCUUUUAGUCUCCAUA